AUGCAGGCAACUUGCGAAACUCCAAAGUACAUUAUGCCUCAUCAUGGCGUUUUUAGGCCAGAAAGUAGUACUACAAAAUUACGCGUUGUUUUUAACGCGUCAGAGGCAACGUCAUCUGGACAAUCGCUUAAUGAUAAUUUGUAUUCAGGAUCUGUUGUCCAAGAUGAUUUGUUUGCUAUUUUGUUGAGGUUUCGAAAACAUUCUAUAGUUUUCACCGCUGAUAUAAAAAAGAUGUAUCGUCAAAUUUGGAUACAUCCAGAUCAGUGUGAUUUACAAUGUAUUUUAUGGAAGGAUUUAGAGGAUGAGAAAUUACGUGUAUUUAAGUUGCUCACUGUUACCUACGGAACCAAAUGCGCUCCAUAUUUGGCGACCAGAGUACUAAAACAAAUAUGCUGUGAUGAACAGGACAAUUAUCCUUUAGCCGCUGCUGCUGGCAAAGAUUUUUACGUGGACGAUAUACUCAGUGGUACCGAGGAUUUAUCUUCUGCCAUUGAACUACAAAACCAGUUAAUACAUUUGUUAAAAUCAGCUGGUAUGGAGCUUCACAAGUGGAGCUCAAAUAAUCCUGUUUUGUUACAAAAAGUUCCAACGUCGGACCGAGAAUACAAUUUCGAUAACCCCAACUCAACAACUUUGGGAUUACAAUUCAAUCCUGAAAAUGAUAAAUUUAGCCUCUUAGGACCUUUGAUAAUCACAGCGAAGAUGUUCUUGCAGAAGUUGUGGAUUUUGAGAAUUGAUUGGGACGAUGAAGUUCCCUUACACUUAAAUAGAGAGUGGGAAAAAUUUAGUUCUGAACUGAGUCAAUUGAAAAAUGUAAACAUAGAUCGUCAUGUGUUAUGUUCUAAAGUUCUGAAAGUAGACCUGAUAGGCUUCGGAUAUGCUUCGAAAAAUGCAGAUGGUUGUGCCGUCUACACCAGGUCUUUGUCAAGGUCUGGUGAGAUAAAGGUGUCACUCUUAUGCAGCAAAUCUCGAGUGGCUCCCAACAAAGAAAUUAGUAUCCCACGUUUGGAGCUGUGUGCAGCGGAUCUGCUUUCCAAGCUUAUCGUUAAGGUUCUGUCAUCCUUGCAACUAGACAUUGAUGGAGUACAUUUGUACUCGGACUCCACUGUGGUGCUUGCUUGGAUCAAAACUCCACCUACAUCGUUGAAAACUUUUGUGGCUAAUCGAGUCGCUAGGAUUCAAGAGUAUACUAAGAACUUCCAAUGGCAUUAUGUAAAUACUGCUGAGAAUCCUGCGGACUUGAUAUCACGAGGAGUUUUCCCUUCAAAGAUCCAACAGUUGGACAUUUGGUGGAAUGGGCCUUCUUUUCUUUCAUCUAGUAGCUGUCCAAACUUCAAUGACGAUCCUGGUGUCGCAGAUGGUGAAUAUCUUCUUGAGAACCUAAAAGGAGCAGCGAAGACAACAGGUCCACUGAAUGCUGAGGAAUUAAACUAUGCAGAGACAUUUUUAAUUAAAAAUGUCCAAAUCCAAGAGUUUGCCAAAGACGUCAGUAGUCUCCAAAAACACCACUGUGUGCCUCCUGGUAGUAAAUUAAAAACUUUGAAUCCUUUCUUGGAUUCUAAAGGAUUGUUAAGAGUAGGAGGACGGUUGGCCCAACCAAUUGCACCUACUCAAAUCAUGGGCAAUUUGCCCAAGGAAAGAGUGUCUCCAGAUUUUGCUUUUAAUUGUGCUGGUGCCGAUUUCUGUGGGCCAUUUUAUAUUAAGAAUAAGGCUCAGCGUAAAGCGACUUUAAAGCGAUUCAUGGCUCGAAGAGGUAAAUGUGUGAAACUGUUUUCAGAUAAUGCUAAGAAUUUUGUAGGAGCUAACAGAGAAAUUAAAAAACUUUAUGAAAUGGUUAGAGAACCAGAUGAAAAGCUGACAGGAUAUUUAGCUGCAGAAGGCAUUGAGUGGAAAUUUAUUCCACCUAGAUCCCCACACUUUGGCGGUCUUUGGGAGGCAGCUAUAAAGUCAUUUAAAUACCAUCUAAAAAGAGUUGUUAAGGGAAUAAACUUAACUUAUGAAGAGUUCUUAACGGUAAUUGUGCAAAUUGAGGGAAUUUUGAAUUCUCGACCACUUUGCCCCUUGUCAGCUAACGAGGACGAUUUUGAGGUUCUUACUCCUGCACAUUUCUUAGUAAAUAGGUCUUUAACCUCUUUGAAUGAGCCUGAUUUGACAAAUUUAAAAGAAAGUCAUCUCAAGAGAUGGCAAAAGCAUUGUAAUCUCUUGAAACCCUGGGGUUUCAAGGUGGGGACCUCAACUUCUCUGCUACCUGCAUCUGCAGAAGCUCAGAGUGUACCAGAUUCAAUAAUUCUUGCCUUUCCAAGUUUGUUAGAAGCACAUGCUGGCCGACACUGGGCUGAGGAAAUGCGAGGAGCUUCUGGUUCAGAGUGGACUGGAGAUGUGCGAGCAGGUUCUGGUUCAGAGUGGACUGGAGAUGUGCGAGCAGGUUCUGGUUCAGAGUGGACUGGAGAUGUGCGAGCAGGUUCUGGUUCAAAGUGGACUGGGGAUGUGCGAGCAGAAUGGACUGGGGAUGUGCGAGCAGGUUCUGGUUCAGAGUGGGUUGGCAGAGUGCAUGCAACAACUGUCCGACUGCAUGUUGGUAGAGAGGAAACAGCAGCAGGUAGAAAUGGUGGAACAACAGUAGGAGGCACAGGCGGAAAGGCUGGAAGAGUAGGAGGCACAGGCGGAGAGGCUGGAAGAGAGCGAGGCACAGGCGGAGAGAGUAGAAGAGAGGAAGAAGCGGUUGAGAUUGCACAAGCUGAAACAGAUGGCCGUGCCAAAGGCCAAGCAGCAGGAUGUUUAGACCAAGAUGAUAAAAAUGAAGAUUGCCUUGAGGAAGACAAUGCAGGAAACUCAGUAGAAUCCAAAAUGAAUUUAGGAGCAAUUGAUCGACAUUUUUGA
Argiope bruennichi is the source of this 2880-nucleotide messenger RNA. RefSeq lists its product as uncharacterized. Bases 1 to 2880 code for a protein of 959 amino acids. The transcript is spliced from 10 exons. The record is from RefSeq and is a predicted model, not a curated record. Gene Ontology annotation, biological process: DNA integration. NCBI's taxonomy places the organism in Eukaryota, Metazoa, Arthropoda, Arachnida, Araneae, Araneidae. Gene Ontology annotation, molecular function: nucleic acid binding.